Molecule: messenger RNA, 895 nt
Organism: Vanessa atalanta (red admiral)
Lineage: Eukaryota; Metazoa; Arthropoda; Insecta; Lepidoptera; Nymphalidae
Exons: 2
Coding region: 1-657 (218 amino acids)
Source: RefSeq, a predicted model, not a curated record
AUGGAAAUACCGAAAUUAAUAACAUUACUAUGCUGCGCUAGCAUUUGUCUCGCAUCACAUUACACCCACACGAUACCAGUAGAAGGUUAUGAAACUGAGUUGCAGGAUCUUGGUCAACAUGUGGAAGUACCCGAAACUCCAGUUAAAGUAAUAAAAAUAACUAAAACAAUUGCAGUGAAAAUUCCUGUACCUUACCCGGUAAAGGUAGUGGAAAAGGUGCCUUAUCCUGUUCAUGUCAACAAACCAUAUCCUGUACCAGUACCUCACAUUGUUAAAGUUCCCGUAGCGCACAAUCCUAGCCACGGUCAGGAAGCUCUCGACGUCGGACAUGGAAGCCAGUUCCAAAAUCGACAACACGACGGUAACUCAUAUCAAGUGCAAGAAUCUCCUCAUGAUAUAUCAACAGGCGGCGAAACGCACGAUGGUUCUAACUCUUAUGACGAAGGUAAUCACGAAAAUAGCUAUGGAGCCAAUGGUGAGGAAAAUAAUCAGGGCGGUAGCUAUUAUGCACACCCCUCGCAAGACAUUCACGGAUUUUCUGGCGACCAAGAUGGCCAUAAUUCUUAUCAAUCGAAUAGUUACGAUCAAGCUAUCCAGAACUAUUUAAGCAAUUUGAAACCAAAUGAAAACAUUGGUGGAUCAAGUGGUUAUCAUUAGCAUUUAUACUGUUUUAACAUAUAGUUUACUAUAAGGUACCUGACUGUCAUGAAGAAAGAGUUUCAACAUUAUACGAAUAUUACAAAAAGGUGUAAUUCAAAGGUGCAUUCAUAGGUAGGUAGAAAAUGCCAAUCGUGUCAUUGUAAAUAGUAGCGUGAUAACUUUCACAUAAACUGGGAGGACUUUAGAAAACACAUUAAAAGCAGGUUUAUGUUAACUGAAGGAUUUUAUGCAUUUU